AAGAGAAUUACCUCAUGGUUUGAGGAACUAAUAUUUCUUACAUGUUGAUACUUUCACAGUCUAAACUCUAGAUGUCUGACAGGCAGACACGGCAACACUAAAAGAAGAUACGCAAAUCAAAAGAAAAUCAAGAUCUACCAUGAUGGACAAGGAUAACUUUGAAAGGAUUCUGGAUGUACAGCACUCCUUUGGCCCAUCCGGGAAGCCCCUGACAAACCCGGGUCGAGUUCUGGUUGGAGAGGGCAGGCUGAUGAAGCUGUGUCGCCACCGGACGAAAGCCAGAGUCUUCUUCCUGUUCAACGAUUUGCUAGUGUACGGCAGCAUCAUACUAAACGGCCGCUGGAACAAGAAGCAGAAGAUCAUCCCCCUCGAGGACAUUGAACUGGAGGAUCUGGAGGACGGGCUGAACAUGAAAAACCAGUGGCUGAUCAAGACGCCCCGCAAGUCCUUCUUCGUGUCGGCCACCUCCUCUGAGGAGAAGCGGGCCUGGAUGGAGCACAUCGAGGACUGCCGGACCAAGUGGCUGCAGAAGGCUGGCCGCAAACCCAGCAACGCCUUCGCCAUCACUUGGAUCCCCGACCGGGCGUCCGCCAUCUGCAUGCGCUGCUUUGGCAAGUUUAAUAUCACUCACAGGCGGCACCACUGCCGUUCCUGUGGCUUCAUCGUGUGCAACCCCUGCUCCAAGGCCCGGGCCGUGCUGCCACACAUCUCCUCCAAGCCCGUCAGAAUCUGCAAGCGGUGUACCCUCAGUCUCCAGGACCAGGGGGUCGAGGAACAGCUGCGACCGAGGGGUGACAGUGACGGGACGAACUGCGGCUCUGACGUAGACGAUCAGCGUGCUCCGGAGUAUGAGCCCUCCAGCGAUGAGGAGGAAAGGAUGGAAGAUCGUGCCUCCAGUAACUGGGUAGUCUCUCAGCUCCACUCCACUUCAACAUAUGUUUUUCUGAACCCUGAUCAUGAGAGACCAGCAAUGAUGUGACUAUGUGCAUGACUGAACUUAAUAACGUGGUGAACAAAAGUGCCCUACCAGAGAUUUGUAUAUAUUAUUUUUUUAUAUCGUUAGAAAACAUCUUAAGAUCAAAGGUGGUGAAGAUGUACCGAAGAAACCUGUAUAUUUUGAUUGUUUACAUUAUAUCAAACUCUAUCUUCAGUCAUAGCUUAUGGUUGAUGUUACUGUUAUGAGAACUAUUCUAGAUUGAAGUACCUCAUUUACAAUGCUCUUGAUAAUUAUGAAACCCCCUGUUUAUAGUGUAUCAUAAGUUUUUGUUUACAUUUUAAGUUUCAAUUUGUUUUACCCAUGAUGGUAUUUAUGGGUUUUAAAAUCCUAGUUGCUGUCAGUCUGUCUUUUUCUAUGUAAUAUUAACAGUAGGUGACAACUAUGAUGAUAACUGUAUUACUGUAGAUGUCCUUAUUGAUCAAAUGCACUUUGUUAUAGUAGCAACAUAUUAAAAUACAAUGAAAAUUUGUAUUUUCCUAUUUAUCAUCCAUUUGGACAAAAUAGUGCAGUGCCCCUGUCUGUGUCUGUAAUGCAGCUGGUGAUCAAAACACCUCAGUUCUCGAGAUAAUUAUGCUACACGCACACACACACACACACACAUGACAGACUCCUGGAAUUAUAACUAAAUGAUAACCUUUGUCUUAAAGUAUCUCAGACAAUGUUAGCAAUCAAACAGUCCAGUUCUCCUGUAAGACACAUGAAUUAUGAUAUCUUAAGUAUGUUUCAUCAAUCAGUCAUCUCUUAGGAAAAUUAUCUGAUCUAACAUGCCCCCCGUUUCAGUCUACUAUUGGUCCUUGCAUUUGGAAACUUUAUGUUUUUGCCAACACAUUUUUGGCUCUCCAAUGACGUUUCCAAAAACCAGAUGAGCAGUGUCAUUCCACUACAUUCCACUACCCUUCCACUACCCUUGGUAAAUGCAUUAGAAGAACAUAUGUGUUUUCAGUAGUUGAUAGGUUUUUGCCAUAUGGUGAAUAGCCCAUUUCCAGCCUGCAGAGGAUGUGCGGUUGUUAGGUUAGAUCUUGGAGAAACGUAAUGUUUUUGGUUGGAUCAAAUGUGCUUGGUGAACCAACAUAAGGUCAGCUCGAGACUUAAUGUUAUUACAAGCUCUUUGUUGAGUUUGAAUAAGGCCUGUGACAGUUGUGACAUAGUAUAAUCUAAUAAAAAAUCUACAGAACCUGUUUGACUGUCAAGAUGUGUGCUCGUAAGAAAAUAGCAGCUA
Messenger RNA from Osmerus eperlanus (European smelt), 2216 nucleotides. It is a transcript of the gene plekhf1, whose product is annotated as pleckstrin homology domain containing, family F (with FYVE domain) member 1. The coding region runs from base 140 to 979 and encodes 279 amino acids. Gene Ontology annotation, biological process: endosome to lysosome transport; endosome organization. Gene Ontology annotation, cellular component: early endosome. Lineage: Eukaryota; Metazoa; Chordata; Actinopteri; Osmeriformes; Osmeridae. Gene Ontology annotation, molecular function: phosphatidylinositol binding; metal ion binding. The record is from RefSeq and is a predicted model, not a curated record. The transcript is spliced from 3 exons.